Dicentrarchus labrax (European seabass) is the source of this 3259-nucleotide messenger RNA. Its product is annotated as transcription elongation factor A N-terminal and central domain-containing protein. Gene Ontology annotation, cellular component: nucleus. NCBI's taxonomy places the organism in Eukaryota, Metazoa, Chordata, Actinopteri, Moronidae. The coding region runs from base 1932 to 2930 and encodes 332 amino acids. The transcript is spliced from 2 exons. The record is from RefSeq and is a predicted model, not a curated record. Gene Ontology annotation, biological process: DNA-templated transcription.
CUCAGUCUGCAGAGCCCACUUAACAACAACCAAAAGAGCAAACAGACGACAACACAAAGACAAACUUGAGUAUCCAACAUUGCACAUUGCCGGAUACACCGACAGAAAACUCCUUAAGCCAGCACACUUUUCUGCCCGGGGAAGAAAAGUUAAACAUUAACGCUGCUGAAAGCCUCCUGAAAGCUUCGACUUCCAUUUGGGGGUUUUAAAAGCUGCAGUUUGAAGACUUGAGAGCCAGAAGCUAUUAUACCAAGAGAUACCGUAUCAGUUUCCCCUCAGGACCUCCACCGCUAUUGGCCCCAGCUGCAGGAAUCUUGAAGGCUGAUUUUUAAUAUACGAUUAAGAGGGUGAUGUCAUACCUCAGGUUACACAGUGCUCAUUUAUUUAUUUGUAUAUUUUGUCUUUUAGAGCGAAAUCUCUCUAAAGGGACUGUAUGAAAAUGUUUAGGGCAUGGAGAGGGGUCAGAAAAAGGGGUGGGUUUUGUUCACUCAAGGGAGGGGAAUAGAGCUGAAACAAUAAGUUGAUUAAUUGAAUUAGUCAAUCCGAUUCCAGCUUCCCAGUGUGAAUACCUGGUGCUUUUCUUUGUCUUAUAUGUUAUUAAAUUAAAUAUUUUCUUUUUUUUUGGACAAAACAGGACAUUGGAAGACGUCAUGUUAUAUCUUUUUAUAUCAUUUUUCACUAUUUUUAUGAUAUUUUUUUGACCAAAUUAUUAAACAGAAUAACAGAUUAAUGGAUACUGACAUUAAUUUGGCAGGGACAGUCUGGCAUUUUUGGUAGAGCAGGAGAGGCUCUAGGGUCAGGUUUUUGUUCUCUGACCCAAGAUUCAUUUCAUCAUAAUGAAUAUUCUGUUGAGAAAAGUAAGUCAACUGGAAGAUUCAAAGAAAACUCACUGAGAAGGAUCUAAAGUUUAAAAAAAGUGAGGCAUACAGUCCCAAUACUUUGCAUACAGUCCCUAAAUUGGACUCUGGAAUUUCUUUGGAGGAUCCCGAUUCAAAUCAUGUCAAAUGAAUAUCUGUGUAACUUUUCAACCGCCCAGACUUUCGAUAUUUUCAUCCACAUGCGUCACUCUCAAGUGUGUGAUUAUGUCAAACGAUCUCAUUGGCUCUGAGGUCAUAAUAACAACUACCUGCAAACUAGUCUGUCCACUGUAGUGGUUUUCAUGCACGGAAACAUUUCUUGUCCGAACUCCACAACCAUGAAUUAUCCUAAACACUCAUUCAUCUUCUUCCCCCCUAACAUGUAAUUGUACAACAGCUGAAGGGAUCUUGCCUCAUCUUGUUGUGAGAUACCUUCCACUCUUGAAUUCUUGCCUGGAGGCCGCCUGGUUGUUUGUAUACCACGACUGCAUGUUUCUGCACGCCGAAUCCAAUCAUCCAACCCUUUAGCUCUUGCAAAAUCACAACCAGCCAGAAAAAAAAGUAAAGUGUAGCCAUUAAUCCGUGAACAUUCUUAUUAUCUCUUUAUUGAAUACCCUAAUCCCUAGGAUAGUGGGUUACGUGCUCAACUCAUCCUGUGCUUUGACACAGACGUUAAUCCAGAGUUGUGAAAAUAAACAGAAAUCCAGCUUGGUUUCUGAAUUGGGGAUAACCUGAAAAGCCAAAUGCAAACACCAAAAUCUUUACAUAAAGUCACAGAAUCACAGCACAACUGUGAGGCCCUGUUAUUGUGUCACAAUACCAGACACAAAACACAAACUGUAGAAAAACAAUCUAAUAAAAAGAGGUGUCAUACAUGUCAAACUGUGUGCACAAACUUAUGGAAAAACCCUUCAAGAUCUUCACUGAGCAUCUAAUUCUAUAAGUCGACAGCACCAUCUAGAGGUGAAUUCAGGUAAUUCCUGUUUUGAAGACAGAUCCAACAUGGCUGCUCCCUUGUAGGCGUUUUUCUGUGUUACUGCUUGUUGCUGCAAACCAUGAGGAAGUUCAGCCACCAUGGAUGCAAAGGAAAUAGUCCACUGUGCUCUGCAGAUAGAGAGAUCCAACGCAGACAGGAGCUAUGGGAACAUUGUAACCCUCCUUGGUGACCUUGAUAAGUCGCUCAUCACAGCAGAGCAGCUGGAAACGACGGACAUUGUUAAAGUUCUCUAUAGGCUCCUGAAAACCUGCCCCGAUGGCAGUGUGAAGAAGACAGCAAAGGGCUUGUUGUCCAAGUGGAAGAGACAUUACAGCAAAGAUAGACGAGGUGUGAAAUGCACAGAGGAGAGCGAGGGUCCUGAGCUCUCUGGCUGGGUGGAGGAGGCUGCGGGUGGAGGAGACUCCAAACAGGCUGGCUCAGCACAGACGUGUGACAGCAGGGUGGAGAGUGCAGAAGAAGAAGCAUCAUCCUCAGGGGAGAAAGAUGGCCUCCAGACUCUGUCUUUAACUGCAGGGAGCUCAUCUGCAUCCUGUAGUUUCUCAUCUGUAAGAUCUAAAUGCGUCCAGCUCCUCCUCGCUGCCCUCUGCCCCGAACUUCCUGACCAGCACAACGCUGCAGAGCUGGCUGGAGACAUCGAGCAGCACAUCCACGAGCUCCACAAAUCCAGCCAGCUCAAAUACAAAGCCUGUGUGAGGAGCAAGGUGGCCAACCUGAGGAAUCCUAAAAACAAACAUCUUCGCCAGGGCCUCCUCAGCGGCUCGCUGUCGCCUGAGGCCUUCGCUCGGAUGUCUGCAGAGGACAUGGCGAGCGCAGAGCUCCGGCAGCUGAGGGAGGAGUACUCUUCCCGCGGUGUGAGUGAAAGGCAGCUUCCUCAAGGGCUAGAGGGGACGCCGACGCAGAAGAUCCACUGCAAAAAGUGUGGGGGGUCAGACUGUAGGGUGACGCAGGUGUCCAGGGGGACCCUUUUCCUGCCCGCGUGGGUGAGGCAGGGCGGCCCUGAUGAGGACGCGAUGACUUUUGUGACCUGCAGCAGGUGUGGACAGCAGUGGUACCACAGUGGCUGGGUCUGCCUCUAAAUCCAGAUUAAUGGUUUCAUAUUGCUUCCAUACAGAGGUGGGAAGUAACAAAGUACAAAUACUUUAUUACUGUUGUCUGAUAACCUUUUACUUUUACACACAUCUGAGCUUUCUACUCCUUAGAUUUUCAGUUAGCUUUGCACAGAAACAGCCGGUACAAAUGGCCUUCAGAGAAACCAACAGUCUACCUUUAUACUUUGUGUAAAUCCGUGUACUUUUUCACUUUUACUUGAGUAAAUAAGUUUAAUCAGUAUUUCUACUUUUACCGGAGUCUUUUAUUUAACACAAGUAUCUACACUUCUACUUGAAUAAAGAAGGUCUGUACCUUU